Messenger RNA from Fragaria vesca subsp. vesca, 606 nucleotides. RefSeq lists its product as uncharacterized. Lineage: Eukaryota; Viridiplantae; Streptophyta; Magnoliopsida; Rosales; Rosaceae. Bases 1 to 606 code for a protein of 201 amino acids. The transcript is spliced from 2 exons. The record is from RefSeq and is a predicted model, not a curated record.
AUGUUCAAAGCAUUAAGAGUUGGAUAUUAUUGGCCAGCAUUAGAGCAAGAUGCAAAUGCAGUUGUCCAAGCAUGCCUUCAAUGCCACAAAUUUGCAAAUUUUGCCCAUCAUCCUCCAGUUCCACUAUCUAUCAUCAUCUCCCCAGUCCCUUUUAGUCAGUGGGAACUCGAUUUCGUGGGACGGCUACCCACAGCCCCGGGGCAACUCAAAUUUGUCAUUGUCAUUGUGGACUAUAACACGAAGUGGAUAGAGGCAGAACCCCUUGCCACAAUCACAAUUGAAAAGGUGGAAGCCAUAAACAAGCUCAUCAAGCAAAACCUGAAGAAAUUCUUGGAAGAUGCUAAAGGGCUAUGGGCUGCCAAGCUCCUAGAGGUUCUCUGGACACUUCGUACUACCCCAACAACAGUUAUAGGUGAAUCCCCAUACCUCUUGUCCUACGACACCGAGGCAGUGAUUCCUGUGGAAAUGGAGGUCCCGAGUGAACAUGUCACGGCAUACGAUCCCGAGACAAACGCCACGGGAUUACGACUCAACAUGGACCUCCUAGAGGAGCGCCGGGAUAGGGCACAUCUCUGGAAUGUCAACAACAAACAAAAGAUUGCCUAA